Messenger RNA from Rotaria sordida, 924 nucleotides. The record is from the annotation of a GenBank genome assembly. NCBI's taxonomy places the organism in Eukaryota, Metazoa, Rotifera, Eurotatoria, Philodinida, Philodinidae.
AUGCAAAUCUUUGUAAAAACUCUUACCGGAAAAACUAUUACACUCGAAGUCGAACCAAGUGAUACCAUCGAAAAUGUGAAGGCAAAAAUUCAAGACAAAGAAGGAAUUCCACCUGAUCAACAACGUCUUAUCUUUGCUGGUAAACAACUUGAAGAUGGUCGAACACUCAGCGAUUACAACAUUCAAAAAGAAAGUACACUUCAUCUCGUUCUUCGAUUACGUGGUGGUAUGCAAAUUUUUGUUAAAACACUUACCGGCAAGACAAUAACACUCGAAGUCGAACCAAGUGACACAAUCGAAAAUGUUAAAGCUAAGAUUCAAGACAAGGAAGGUAUUCCACCUGAUCAACAACGACUUAUCUUCGCCGGUAAACAACUCGAAGAUGGUCGCACAUUGAGCGAUUACAACAUCCAAAAAGAAAGUACACUUCACCUCGUUCUUCGAUUACGUGGUGGUAUGCAAAUCUUUGUUAAAACACUCACUGGCAAAACAAUAACACUCGAAGUUGAACCAAGUGAUACCAUCGAAAAUGUUAAAGCAAAAAUCCAAGAUAAAGAAGGAAUUCCACCUGAUCAACAACGUCUCAUCUUUGCUGGCAAACAACUUGAAGAUGGUCGAACACUUAGCGACUAUAAUAUUCAAAAAGAAAGUACACUUCACUUAGUUCUUCGAUUACGUGGUGGUAUGCAAAUAUUCGUCAAAACUCUCACCGGCAAAACUAUAACACUCGAAGUUGAACCAAGUGACACUAUCGAAAAUGUGAAAGCAAAAAUCCAAGACAAAGAAGGAAUUCCACCUGAUCAACAACGUCUCAUCUUUGCCGGUAAACAACUUGAAGAUGGUAGAACACUCAGCGAUUACAACAUUCAAAAAGAAAGUACGCUCCAUCUUGUACUUCGACUUCGAGGUGGUGAUAAUCAAUAA